CACGUAGUUCAGUCAAUGUUAUAGCCGGGUAUAUAUCGGGCCCUCGCCGUCGUAGAGGCAUGUACCUCACUACACUCCAACCAUCAACAUGAAGGUUAUCCUGGUUCUAUCAGCUGUGCUAGCCUCAGCCCUCGCAGCACCUCCUGCUGAUCCUGCUGCUCCAGCCAGACCGUCAGCACGUCUGAUCCUGUUGCCGGCGCGUCAGCAAAACCCUCCCCCUGCUGAGGCAGCCAUCCCCUCCCCUACUACAGCCCCCGCCGCUCGGCGGGACUCCAACAACGCUCAGACUGAGAAGCCGGAUGUCCAAUCUGAGAAGUUGCUGGACGCUGGAGAGUACUACGUGUUGACACCAGAAGGUAAACUACAGAUGGUGAAAUACACCACGGCCGCCCUCAGAUCACCCGCCCAGCCCGCUCAGCCCGCCCAGGUCAAACAGCAACCCGAGCCUUUCGCGCAGUUCCAGGUCGAAUACUUGCAAUACCCUACCUUCGAGUUCCAGCCUUCCCCAGCUCAAGUAAAGGCUGAGGAGGAAGAGGAAGAAGCUGCUGGAUACGAAGCCAAGGUGGAGUUUAGAGACGUCAAACCCAUUCCAGCUCCGAUCUAUGCCUACAACCCGGCCCCAGUGGUCCGCAUCCUCAGAAAAUGAAUUUGAAAUGUGAAUUUUUGUGUGUGGCAAAUAAACAGUGUAUUAUUUAUCAGGCAAA
Messenger RNA from Macrosteles quadrilineatus (aster leafhopper), 704 nucleotides. Its product is annotated as translation initiation factor IF-2-like. The record is from RefSeq and is a predicted model, not a curated record. The coding region runs from base 89 to 646 and encodes 185 amino acids. The transcript is spliced from 3 exons. Lineage: Eukaryota; Metazoa; Arthropoda; Insecta; Hemiptera; Cicadellidae.